GGUCACCUCGACGCGCAGCCGACGCUCCGCCCGGGGGGCCAUGGCGUGGCCGGGUGCGGCGUGGCCGUGAGCGCGCCGCCCCUGGCCGGUCGCGCCCCGGCCGGCCUCGGGGGGCCCCGUCGGGCGAGCAGGACUUCCUCAGCUCCAGGCUGGCCGGGCCCGCGCUGGCGCCCCACGUGGCGGAGGCGAUGGGGAACUCGGCGGACUGCUGCCAAGGAGCUGAGGACUCGGCCGCCGCGGCCGCCGCCCCCGACCUCCAGUGCCUCGAGGCCUCGCCUGUGCUCACGGACUCCGGCGGCUGCUGCACGGGCGUCCAGGCGAGCGCGCCGAGGCCUGCGGGGCGCAGUUGGGCGGCACCUUUCCUGCGCGCG
Messenger RNA from Prorocentrum cordatum, 371 nucleotides. NCBI's taxonomy places the organism in Eukaryota, Dinophyceae, Prorocentrales, Prorocentraceae. The record is from the annotation of a GenBank genome assembly.